AUGUCGAGCCGCUCCGACGAUUCGUUGGACUCGCUUUUUCAUUACGAGCCGAGCCGCGUAGAUGCCAAAGCGAGAAGUACAACAGGAUCCUCCGAGGCGUCUGUUUCGCCGAACCCUUCCAAACGUUCAUCUGACGAGGCGUCGAAUGACGCGAAUCAAUCAAACGAGGGUUCUGCAGAUGACGAGCCGUUGGCUUCGACGAGCCGUCCCCAGGACCCGGUUUCUGAUGAAGGUGUUAAUCGCGCCAUAGUAAAAGUCGAGGAGGAAGCAUUUCCCUUUGACCUACUCGAGGUGAAGUACGAGUUGGAACGUCUCAUGGCGUCCCGAGGCGCUUCCACAUCUGGGCGAGGACCACGAGUUAAAAGACAAAAGCCUGAUCCGCCUGGCUCUACGCUUUCUUCCCUUGAGUCGCUCGAGGCGUUGAGGCAUCGCUUCGGGAUAUCCGAGGCGGUGGAGUUUGUCGUUCCCGAGAAGAGCGACCGAGCCGACAAGCCUCCGGAGAAUCACUUCACUCUGUACGAGGCGUUCUUCGAGCUUUGCUUUCUCUGGUUCCCGAUCCCCGGAGUGAUCCUCGAAUACCUUUGGAAACACGGGAUCUCGAUUGGGCAGAUUAUGCCGAGGGGAUUACGGCAUAUGAUCGGCAUUUUAGUACGAAGCUUGGAAUGCUGUCUUGACAUUGAGCUGAAUCACCUGCUGAACUUGCUGGAAAUCAGAAAAGCUCCGAAAGGAAAUAGGUUCUAUAUUUCCAACAAGCCGAAGCGACGGAUUAUUGGCGGUUUUCCCAACAAGGAUCAGUUUUGGACUGAACGCUUCUUCUACGUCUUGGUGAACGAGGCGUCGGUCGGCGAAGAUUACGUUCACCGAACCAAGACUGCUUGGGGACCACUUGUUCGGUGCUAUCUUCCCCCGAUUCCCGACGACCUCUUUACUGUUCGAGACUCUCUUUCGGCGUGGAAGGUUAAUUGGAGAAAAAACUUCACCCUCGAAAGAGUAGAAAAAGCGCGAGCCAUCCUUGCCGGAGUCCCCGUCAGUUCUUCGUCCUCAAAGAAAGGAAGAGGCGCGAGGAAGAGGAAGCCGCUAGACGACUCUGCCGAGUUGGCUCGCGCGCAAACCGAGGCGGUUCCGGCGCAAGCCGAGGCGGUCCCAGCGCAAACCGAGGCCGUCCUUCAACCCGACCCUCCGAGCCGAGAAGGGGAUGUGAUGAUCCGAGCCGCAGAAGGCGACACUGCCGAGGCGGCUGAGAAAGAUGUAGUGCCCGAGGUGGAACCGGGCAAAAUUAUCCCCGAGGUGUCCGGGGACGGCUCGGCGGCGCGGAGUAAGACUCCUUCGCAAUCCGCCAUCCUGGCCCUCCCGAAGUCGACAAGGCCACCGUAUUCGGUCGUCCAGAAGCAUGACUCUAGCCGAAAACGUUCGGCUACUGACAAGGGGAAAGGCGUCACCGUCUAG
This is a messenger RNA of Eutrema salsugineum, 1446 nucleotides long. RefSeq lists its product as uncharacterized. The record is from RefSeq and is a predicted model, not a curated record. Bases 1 to 1446 code for a protein of 481 amino acids. NCBI's taxonomy places the organism in Eukaryota, Viridiplantae, Streptophyta, Magnoliopsida, Brassicales, Brassicaceae. The transcript is spliced from 3 exons.